This is a messenger RNA of Ipomoea triloba (trilobed morning glory), 1998 nucleotides long. RefSeq names its product senescence-associated carboxylesterase 101-like. The record is from RefSeq and is a predicted model, not a curated record. The transcript has 4 exons. Bases 81 to 1880 code for a protein of 599 amino acids. Gene Ontology annotation, biological process: lipid metabolic process; defense response. Gene Ontology annotation, molecular function: carboxylic ester hydrolase activity. NCBI's taxonomy places the organism in Eukaryota, Viridiplantae, Streptophyta, Magnoliopsida, Solanales, Convolvulaceae.
GGGUCGUCCAUUUUAAUCCAAUACUUUGAAAUUUUGGUUCAAUUUCCCAUUGUUGUUAAUGGCAUCCUAAGCAGUAAGCUAUGGCGGCAAUGAUGAACCCAUCUCCCCUGUUCAGCAGUGGGCAGGAACUGGCAAGCUUGGCGGUCUCUUCUGAUGUGCUUCGGCGUUCUUGGAACGCGAUUUCGGAGCUCCGAAAUCAAAUCCAUGGGCGUGAUGAUCCGACAUCGCCUCUCACCGUGAGAGUCAACCAUCAAGUCUUCCAGGAUGCAUCACUUGGUACCAUCAUUGCUUUUGUGACCACCGCUGAUUGCACUGGGAAUCAUCUACGAGAAUUAGGUACAGAGCUGGUCUCAUACCAAGAAUUCAGCGCUACACUUUCCUCUGAGUUUGAUUUCAUUGAUGACAAAGUCAACUCUUCGUUUCAUUUCCACAAAGCUGCGGUUGACCUUUUUGUCUCUGUCAAAGAUGACGUCUCUUCCAUCACACACCAGUUUGAAUCUUCCCGUCCUGUUAUUAUAACUGGGCAUUCGUUAGGAGGAUCUGUGGCAUCUCUCUUCACCUUAUGGCUACUUGAUAGCAUGUCUGCCCGCAUGUAUCGCAACUCUACCCUCUGCAUUACUUUUGGUUCACCACUCCUUGGAGACAAUGGAUUCCAAGAAGCCAUCUCAGAGUACCCAAGAUGGAACUCUAGCUUUCUGCACGUGGUCUAUGACAAAGAUCCAAUUCUGUUCUUCGUCAUGUCAGAUCAGAAUGAUGAUACUCUUCGCUCAAAUUCUGAACUCUGUUCAUAUAGACCGUUUGGUACGACUCUUAUAUGCUCAGAAUCGGGCUAUUCUUGUUUUGAAGACACUGAAUCAGUUCUGGAACUAAUGAAGACUAUAGUUUUAUUAAACUCUGCUGCUAAUCAAAAUCCUGGACACUGCUGGCCUGAGUUUGUUGAUUAUGGCGGUAUUUUGGAACGCCUUUGUUGGAAAAUGGUGUGCAAGGGAAUUUCAAAGUUGCCUGACUCAUUAAGCAAUCCACUUCAAGCAGGAAUAGUUUUACAACUGGAUGAGAUUGGGAUUGAAAAAAUGCAGGAUGGCAAAAACACAAGCUGUCUUGUAACAAAGAUUGUAGAAAGGGCAGUGUCUAUUCCACAACACAAGAGGAAUGGUUUUCUUCCCAACAAGAUACUAAUGGAAAUGAAGGUACACAUUACUCAUCUUGAAUGGUAUAUGAAGGGCAUUGUGGAUCAAGUAGGAUACUAUGACAGGUAUAAGACAAUUCGCUCCCGAAGCAGAGAUGAAGCAAAAAGUAAACUAGAAAUCAUCCAACACCACAAAAUUCUGAAUCUGAACUGGGAAAGAAUUGUGCGAGAAGCAGAGAACAUGCUUCAGAAAGAAGGGGCGAAUUUUCAGGGUCGUUGGCUUUAUGCAGGGACAAACUAUAGAAGGAUCGUCGAACCACUUGACAUAGCGGAAUACUAUAGCAAAGGCAAAAGAGAUUACCUAACUCAGGGAAGAUCUGAGCAUUAUAGAGUAUUGGAACAGUGGUGGAAGGAUGAUCUACCAGUCCAGAUUGCAGAUACAAAAAGAAGUAGAGCUUCUACACUAACCGAGGAUUCGUGCUUUUGGGCUCAUGUAGAGGAGGCUAUUAUAUUGUGCAAACUGUUGAAAAAUGGACAAAAUAGUAGAGAUGUUGAAGAUUCAUUUAGGAAGGAGCUGAUUAAAUUUGAGGAGUAUGUGAUGGAUUUGGUAAAUAAUUACUCAGUAUCUUAUCAGAUUUUCUGGCCAGGGAGCACAUUCAUGCAGUGGUGGAGAGAGUAUUGCAAAAUUGUAGGUGAUACAUAUAAUUCACCCUUGUCUGAUUUUAUGAAACACCAUUAUCAUAAGUAUGCUUAGAAAAUCAUUUGUUGCUACAACUUCUGUUUCAUUGAAAAUCUGUUGUGAAUAAAAUGUAAAUGUAUCAACUAUUUUGUGAUGAGGGUUUUAAGUGUUUCCAAAUAAUCAUUUCAAAAUC